AUGUCCUUUCAACAACAACAAUACUUACAACUGAACAAUUUCUAUCACCCACCUCGUCAUUCCCAAAAUCACUCAAUUAAUUCUUUGUCGUCAAUUAUAGAACCAACUACCCCACCUAAUCAUUCUUCUGCCACUAAUGGUGGUAAUUUCCAACAACAGCAACAACAGGGUGAUUCCCUUCAAGGACAACUGUCGCUGUUAAAUCAGCAAUCUGGUCUUGUUAUCACGCCUGCAACUACUGCUACACCUGCUUCGACAUCAUCGGCGUCCAAAUCGUCGUCAUUGCAUGCACGUAGUUUGUCAAAUGGUGCCACUGGUUCAUUUUAUGGAAAUAAUAAAUUGGGCAAUACAUCUACUGGUAACAAGUCGAUUCUUUGGGACUCGUCUAAUAAAUUGAAUCAAAAUUUGAACUUGCCAAAUUUUUCAAUUGACAAUGAAGUGUUGUCUACUCCUUUAGUUGUACCAAAUGCUCAACAACAAUUUUUGCCAGGUAAUAAUAAUAAAGGUGGUAACAAUUUGACUUCAUUUGAUGACAAGGAAAAUAUUAUGGUGAAUAAGUCGGUGGUUUCACAAAACUGUCCAUUGGCUUCUGGUGUUAGUACUGAUAGGUCUGUUACUGUUGCUGUCGCUGCUGCUCCUAUGAAAGGUGAAAAUGAAAUUGCCGCUAGCACUGGAUCAGGUGUGUCUGUUGUUGGAACGAACUCUGUAACUCGUGGUUGCACACCAACUUCGUCGUCGUCAACAUCAUCUGAUUUUGCUGGCACUGUGACUCAACCAAUCAGGUUCCCACAAAAGAUUGACAAGGAAUAUCUUGCGUCUAUCAACAAGUUACCAUUGACACAAUUGAAGCUGGAAAUUUUGAAACUUGCCAAGGAUCAAUAUGGUUGUCGUUUCUUACAAAAGAAGAUUGAUGAGAGUUUGGUUCCCAACUAUCAAGUUAGAUUGGCUAAUUUUGAAAUCAUUUUCAACCAAAUUUAUUCUCAUGUAUACGAAUUGAUAGUUGAUCCAUUUGGUAACUAUUUGAUCCAAAAAUUGAUUGUUUACUGUAAUGAAUCCAAUUUGGAUUUAUUAAUGGAAAUAUUACAAUACAAUUUGUUUCAAAUUUCCAUAAAUCAACAUGGUACAAGAGCUUUGCAGAAAAUUAUUGACAGUUUAAAUAACUCACAUCAAUUAGGGUUAUUAAUAAAAGGUUUAAAACCAUAUAUUAUUGAAUUGAUCAAAGAUCUUAAUGGUAACCAUGUGAUUCAAAAAAUAUUGAACAAAUAUGAACCUCCAGAUUGUCAAUUUAUUUAUGAUUCCAUCAUUGACGAUUUAUAUAUUGUUGCUACUCAUAAACAUGGUUGUUGUGUUUUACAGAAAUGUCUUAAUCAUGUUACGUUACAACAAUUGGGUGAAUUUUCAAGAGCUAUUUUGAAAUUUGAAAAUUUUAAAUUGUUGAUUAACGACCAAUUUGGGAAUUAUGUGUUGCAAUAUUUGAUUUCAAUCAAUUCAUUGGAUAUUAAUUUCCAAAUUUUCCAAAACUUUGUCAAUUUUGGUAUUUCCAAUUUAUGCAAUUUGAAAUUUAGUUCCAAUGUGGUUGAAAAAUUUUUAAAGAACUGUUAUGCAAAUGAAUCAGUCAAUGUAUCAUUUUCCAACUUGAAGUUUGAAUUGAUUUACAUUAUCUUGGUGAGUGAUUUGAAUGUGUUAAUCAAUGAUCCUUAUGGGAAUUAUGUUAUCCAAACAAUGAUUGAUAUUAUGGUCAACCCUCAAGUCAAUUACCAAAACAAUAACAUUGACAAAUUGUCCUUGGUUUUACCAGACAGACAAGAUAAUGGUGUUUUCCAACUGCAACAGAAAUUGCAAAUUGCUAUAAUUGAGUAUUGGUUUCAAAAUUGUAAGAUUGUUUCGAGUUUUGGUAAACGUAUUCAAUCAAAGAUCAACACAAUUUUGAACAAUAAUGUCCCAACAUCUAUUUCUAUGAACAAGAUGCAUAGAAAAUCACAAAUGAAUGCCAAUGGUGAAUUUAUUGUUAAUGAAUUUCCUCAACCAAAACGUCAAAUUCUGCAACCUUUACCAUUGUCAUACCGUAGCACAUCAUCUCCAGCUGGUGUUGGUAUUGUCAUGGGAGGAAUCAAUAAUGCCAAUGAAUAUUAUCCUAAAGUUAAUCUUCAAAAUAGAAACUUUUCGUUACCAACAAACUUUUAUAAUGUUAAUGCCAAUGUUAACAACAACAACAAUAACAAUAUUGGUGAUGGCAAUAAUGUCAAUAAUACUGUUAAUUCCAAUGUUACUACUAAUAAUAACUUUAAUGUCAACAAUAAAAAUAAUAUGAAUAAUUCUGUAUCAUCAUUUCAAUCGGGUAGUGUUAGUACUGGACCCUUUAAUAAUAAUUCUGCAUCAAAUUCUUUAAUUAACAUGAAUGGAAACAAUCAAGGCAAUCCGCCAUUUUUUGGUGACUAUGCUGUUAAUAAUGAUUACUUGACACAACAACAACAACAACAGCAGCAGCAACCAAUUGGAGUUGCUUCAUAUGCCGAUGCUUCUCAUAAACAGCAAUCAUCGAUUUCAUCUAUCAAUAUCCAACCAACUCAUAAUGCUAUGGGACAUUACACUACUAGUAUGGCUCAAAGCUAUACACCACCUUCAAUGCAACAAAUGCCACCACCUGGUGUCAUGCCAAACUUUUACAAUGGUGGUGCUGGUUUACCUCAACAGAUGUUUGGUCAUCAAGGACCACUUCCAAUUCCCCAACAACAGCAGCAGCAACAACAACAGCAACCAUAUCAACAGAGACAACAAACCACAGCAACAAAACAUAGCUCAACCAAUUUACAAUAA
This is a messenger RNA of Candida albicans SC5314, 2817 nucleotides long. RefSeq names its product Mpt5p (gene MPT5). NCBI's taxonomy places the organism in Eukaryota, Fungi, Ascomycota, Pichiomycetes, Serinales, Debaryomycetaceae. The transcript has a single exon. The record is from RefSeq and is a predicted model, not a curated record. Gene Ontology annotation, cellular component: cytoplasm. Bases 1 to 2817 code for a protein of 938 amino acids. Gene Ontology annotation, biological process: post-transcriptional regulation of gene expression. Gene Ontology annotation, molecular function: mRNA binding.